UGUGUGUGAUGUAUUUGGUACAUAAUUAUUUUUCCAUUAUUCAUAUAAUGGAAUAUACAUUUAUUUUAAUAUCUUCUAUUAUAUGUGUAGUCACACUUCUAAACUACAAAGAGCUGUUUUAAAUUCUAAUUGAAAAAAUAGCAUUAUAAAUUCUAGAAUACAGAAUAUUCAAACAAAUUUAUGCUUCAUGAUGAAAGAGUAUUGUCACACCUCUUGCCUCCAGAGUGGCACCCACUAGCAUUGCAUUUUGCAAUGUUAACAUCUUAAAUGUAUAUAAGUCUUUAGUCAAUUUUUUUAUUUUCAGAUUGAAAUUACCAAUUACUAAUACUACACUAGGCAACACACUAGCCUGACAAGAGUUACUCAACUGAUUAAGAUCAUCAGCAAACUUUCUAUAGCAUUAAUGAUGAAUGAUAACCUUGAAAAUUUGAAAUCAUGUUCAUUAGAAUUGCUUGGUCUCUUGUACCAAGUAAAACAAAACAAGGGUCGGAUGACCAAUGAACAAAUAGGAGAUCUAGAAAAAGUUGCUAGGAAAAUCAAGUCCAAUGCUCUUAGCGUAGAGUACAAAAGUGUGAAGCACCAAAAGGAAAUUGAAGAUCUACAAAACAAAAUAAGAGACACUGAGAAAGCCAUAAAUGAAGUCAACAUGAAAAAAGGAAAAGACCACCUUAAUCUAGAAAGAGAAAAUUUCUACUUAAAAAAGGAACUGCGGGAGAUUAAAAAAGAAACGGAAGAGCAAACGAAAUUAAUAGACUACUUGUCAAGUCAAAUGUCUCAAGCUAAAGAAUCGCAGCAAGAUAUAUUUGAGGAUGAUGACUUUGGUAAACUUAUCGAGGAUGUCAUGUCCAAUAUGUCUAGCAAAACUGCUGAAACAGAACAAUCAAGCAGCAAUACGGAAUCAAAUGAUUUGCUUCCAAGAGGAGACAAAAGACCUGUAGAGGAAACUGACAAUAAAUCCUACAAGAAAAAGAAAUGAAUGCUUGUAACAAAAUUAUAUAAAUAGUGUUCCAAAAUAAAUUAUGCAUUAACUGUUAAUUGUUUUUUAAAUUUAAUGUA
This is a messenger RNA of Mercenaria mercenaria, 1056 nucleotides long. RefSeq lists its product as uncharacterized. The record is from RefSeq and is a predicted model, not a curated record. NCBI's taxonomy places the organism in Eukaryota, Metazoa, Mollusca, Bivalvia, Venerida, Veneridae. The transcript is spliced from 2 exons. Bases 404 to 976 code for a protein of 190 amino acids.